This is a messenger RNA of Camelina sativa (false flax), 2474 nucleotides long. The record is from RefSeq and is a predicted model, not a curated record. Lineage: Eukaryota; Viridiplantae; Streptophyta; Magnoliopsida; Brassicales; Brassicaceae.
ACGGCCCUCUUCCGAAUCGGGAUUUGCCUUUUCUAUUGAUUCCUACGGAUUGGAUCGCACAACGCUCUUCUCUUCCGAGAUUUCUGUCUGAUCUUCCUUUGCCCGUAGCCGAUCUCCUACUUGCAAAGAUGCCUCUGGGAAUUUAUAAUGAGUCGGCAAUUGCAAUAUUUUCAAACGCGGCAGUACUCUCUGUGGAACUCCAUCCAUAUAGACCAUGGAUCCUAGGAGGUUUGUCAGAUGGAACUAUUAAAAUCUGGGAUUCUGAGAAAUUUGCACUAAUACAUGUAUUCGUUCCGUCUGGUGGUGUUUAUUCAGUUUGUUCAGCUAAGUUUGUUCCACGCAAGCAGUGGGUUGUAGCUGGAUCUGGCGACGGCUGUAUUUGUGUCUACAAAUGGUACACUAUGAACCGCCACUUGAAUUCGCGACAGCCAAUAAAAGUAAUUAGUGAUGCUCACGCUGCUGCCGUUAUGUGUCUUGCUGUUCAUCCCAACCCUUCCAUAUCUUUUGUCAUCAUCUCAUGAUAAUAAAAUCAAGCUCUGGAACUGGGACUUGGAUUGGUGCCUUCUUCGGGUUUUUGUAGGGCAUUCUGCUUCUGUUGUGCACGUCACUUUCAAUCCCAAAGACGACAAUACUUUUGCUAGUGCAUCACUUGACAAUACCACAAAAAUAUGGAGCCUUGGUUCUCACUCUCCACAGUGUACUUUAGGUGGAGAGGAACAUCAAGAAGGACAUCUUGAUGGGGUAUUGUGUGUAGACUACUUUACUCUUAGCGAUAAACCGUACCUUAUCACUUGCUCGGCUGAUCAGACUGCUAAGGUGUGGGACUACCAAACUAAGAGAUGCCUUGAGACACUUAAAGGUCAUACUAACUCUGUUACAGCAGUUUGUUUCCAUCCAGUGAUCCCAAUAAUUAUUACAGUCUCCGAAGAUGCAACUGCCUUCAUAUGGCUUGCCACCACGUUCAGGCUUGAGAAAACAUUGAAGUUGAGGUCUAACUCGAGAUGUUUUGCUAUCGGACACGGGACUGGUUCAUACCAGGCUGUGUUUGGUUGCAACCGUGGACCCGUUUUGAUGGAAUUUAGCCUUGAAAUACCAUUGGCUAGUAUGGACAAGAAGGGGACAAUUGUUUUUGCUAAACACAGGGAGAUAUAUGUUGGGAGUGCCGCAGAUAAGGGUACUGGUAUUGAGAGACCCUGUUGGGGUUAUGAGGAAAAACUUUGGGAUUUUGAGGGACACCAUUGGGUUUUUAGGCAUUUGCUAACAACCUGUGAUUUUUAUCCUGAAGUAAGUGGCAUCGGUAUACAUUGUUGCUCCCCUUGCACCAUAACUUUUGUAACUAGCCACUAUCAUGUAUAUAUGUUUCAGAGCUUAGAGCACAGCCCUGAUGAUAGGUCUGUAGUUGUUUGUGGAGAUGGCAAGUACAUUAUUAUCAACAAUUCCUUACCACGGAAAGUUGCAUCAUCUGGCUCGGCACUGGAAUUUGUUUGGUCCUCUAAGGGGGGACAUGCUGUCAAGGGAGAUUCGUCACAAAUCGAGAUCUUCAACAAGAACUUCGAUAAGAAGGGGACUGUGACACCUCCUUACUCAGUAGAGCGCAUUUUUGGUGGGACGUAUUUGGCAGUGAGCUCAAGUGAUUUCAUUGACUUCUAUGAUUGGGAGAAAUGUGUGGUCAUUUCGCGAGUAGAUGUUACCGUCAAAACUCGGAAUAUAUAUUGUUCUGAAAGUGAUGAUCUCGUUGCAAUUGCCGGUGAUUCAUCGUUAAAAAUCCUUGACCUCAAUUGCGAAGGUGGUAAAACUCUCAGUGUAGCCGAAGAUAAAUGUGUUCUAGAUGGCGUAUGGGUUAUGAAUUGUUUUAUCUAUAUCACUGAGCAUGAUGAGCUUACCUACUGUGUUGGUGGUCGUUCUGAGGCAACGGUAAUGUGUUUUCUGCCUCGUCCUAUGUCAUUGAUGGUGUCUCCCGCUAAUCCAAGUCGGGUUUAUCUAAUGGACGAAGAGUUUAACUUGUUUGGUUAUACUUUACCUACAAGUUUGAUUGCGUACCAGAGACUUGUGUUGCGUGGAGAGUUGGUUCAGGCUCUUGAAGUCUUCCCUUCAAUUCCUGAGGAAGAGCGUAUUAGCGUGGCACGCUUCUUGGCAGAUCUAGAAGUAACUGGUUACAAAUGUGAGACGCUCGAGGAUUUUGCUAAAGAAGAAGCACGUUGGAUAGAACUUGGCUACGUCCCACCAGGAACAACCUUCCCACAAACCAGUGUUCAAGCCUUGUAGGUGUGGAAAGAGAGGGCUAUGUCGCUUUUCUUUGUGGGUCAUAAAUAUAAUUACUCCCUAAACUUAUGAGUCUCUCUGUAGUAGUCUUGGUCCUCUUGGAUGCUGCUUGUUCUUUCUAUGUGACUCUUUAUGGUUUUUACAUAGAUAAUUUCCGUAGUGAAAUCUGGUUUAUAUUACUAUUGCGAUUUGAGUUUUAGAUGAGUUCUUAA